AGCUGUCUAAGGUGUGCAGGAAACUGUGCCGAAAACCUGAGCCAGCUCUACUAUCGACCACAUAAAGAGAGAUCCCGAAAGCGUGUGUAGCAACUUCUAUAGGCGAGGUUCGAGUGGAAAAAGUGCGAUGACUUGGCUCACACUAUUGCUUCUAUUUUGUGUGUACUGUCAAGGCUUAUCUGAUGAUCCCAUCGCACAAAACAAAGCCAAGCGUGACGUGUUCCCUAUGUUGAAGCCACGGGCAAGCACGGCUGAUGAUCGAUGUAGGUCUGGACUCAAGGACAACGACAAAUGUGAGAUGGUAGGGUGGUGUCCUGGAGGCCGUGGCAGGUGCUGUCGGAACAAGUGCAUCUGCAAUGUACUACCAAGCCCAUGCGAAUCAUCCGCAAUGCGUGGGUCGGUGCCUCGACAAGGAGGGAUUUGCGCUCUUGAGUGCAUGAAGAAAUGCUACAAAACGUGCCAGAGUGAAAAUAAGACGCAUGACGAAUGCAUAGACAGUUGCGCAUCGCUAUGUUACAGUCAGUGUUGAACACAGUCAGUCCGAUGAACGCAGCAGCGAGAAAAAAUAACCUGGUCGUCGACUAUUCGUGCAAUAAAGAUUUGCGUUGAAGCGACACCAA
Molecule: messenger RNA, 620 nt
Organism: Dermacentor andersoni
Lineage: Eukaryota; Metazoa; Arthropoda; Arachnida; Ixodida; Ixodidae
Source: RefSeq, a predicted model, not a curated record